AUGGCUACCAUGAAUGCAACGGUGCAGUCGUCGAUGCCUUACAAAAACGAGCCAUCUGCACAAACAACCACUCCACGGAUCGGCCUUCCUGCUGCAUCCCGACCGGAUACCGAGUAUGUCAAGUAUCAUGCCAACCCGACGGCGUCAUUUCUCCCCUUCCCCUCGGGACAAAUGUUCGUGGGUGCCGAUUGCGCAGUGAAACCACCUUCACCCCCUGCGAGAACUCGAGUGGAUCCAGUUCUGCCGUGGGAUCACCAGCCCGCAAAACAGAACCCAUACGAAACUGCUUUGAUUCAUCAACCAACACCAACGUCGAUUCAACUAGCAGCCCGACAGGUCAUGCCGCGGGAUCUACCCGUGUUCACGGGAAGCCCGGAAGAGUGGCCAAUAUUCUACAGCAGCUACAAAAACUCGACGGAAGUUUGUGGCUACAGCGAUGCCGAAAAUCUCGCCCGGCUCCAGCGCUGCUUACGGGGAAACGCCCUCGAGGCUGUCAGAAGUCGUUUGCUGCUACCGAGCUCCGUUCCGUACAUCAUCGACACACUUCGAAUGCUUUUCGGACGGCCUGAAGCCCUGAUAAAUUCAUUGCUUAGGCGCGUGCGUUCCUGUCCUCCACCGAAAGCAGACAACCUUAAGUCCAUAGUUGACUAUGGGCUCGCUGUGCAAAACAUGAUUGAUCACAUGAUUAUCUCCGAACAAUUAAAUCAACUCAACAAUCCGAUGCUCCUCAAUGAACUUGUCGACAAACUGCCCACAAGUCUGAAACUGCAGUGGGGUGCCUACAAACAAUUACAAGCUGAUGUCAACCUGGCGACUUUCAAUCAUUUCGUUGCGAAUCUACAACCGGCCAACGACGUCGAUGACCCCGAAACCUACCCAGACGUCAAUUCAGGUCACCCAUCUAAAAUGUGUAUCUACUGCGAAGAGGAGGCUCACCAGAUAGCAUCGUGCCAAUUGUUCAAAAACCUGACUAUGGAUGCUCGCUGGAAAGUUGUGCGCCAAAGGAACCUCUGUCGAACCUGUUUGGUGCCUCAUCGUAAAUGGCCAUGUCGAUCGAAAAAGGAGUGUGGUAUUCAAGGUUGCCAAUCGCGUCACCACCAGCUUCUGCAUGGUCAGUACACACCACCAGCCGAAACAGUUCCACCCCAAGUUUCGAUUCCUAAUCCCAGUCGAGAAGGCCACCAGAACCAUCACGGCGGUAUGCCGUACACGUUGUUCCGAUACGUGCCGGUUAAGCUCUCCGGAAAUGGGAAAUCUGUAGAUAUUUUCGCAUUCCUAGACGAAGGAUCUAGCACAACAAUGCUCGAGACAGAAGUUGCCGAGCAACUCGGUAUUGAAGGGCCCUCCGCGUCAUUGUGGUUAUCCUGGACCGGUAAAAUUUCAAGAGAGGAAAAGGAUUCUAAAUGCAUCUGUGUAUCCAUCGCCGGGCAAAAGUCAACGAAACAGUACACUAUCGAGAAUGUACACACCGUAGACGAAUUGAACCUUCCACAGCAAUCGUUCAACUAUGAAGAGCUGUGCACUCGAUAUCCGCGCAUGAAAGGAUUGCCCCUGGAAAGCUAUUCGGCUAUUACUCCUCGAAUGAUAAUCGGCCUAGAACAUGUGCGGCUGCUUACGGCGCUGAAGACAAAAGAAGGCGGAGCACUCGGUCCAGUGGCUGUCAAAACAAGGCUGGGCUGGUGCGCGUUUGGAAAGGAAGCAGAAGGCGUGAAUCAAUCAGGGCAGAUACAUUACCAUAAUGCGACAGAUCCGGACAACAGCAACCAAUCACUUCACGACUUGAUGAGGACCUACUUUGCAGUCGAGGAGAGCACUGUCACCAAAGGACUGGACAGCGUAGACGACCAGCGUGCGCUUAACAUUCUACGACGUACCACUGUCAAAUUGGAUUCCAACUAUGAGGCAGGUCUGAUAUGGAAAGUAGAUGAUCCGACAUUCCCAGAUAGCCUGCCGAUGGCGAAGAGUAGGCUAAAAGGACUAGAAAGACGUCUUGCACGUGACCCAACGCUGGCGGCAAAAGUGCAGGAGCAGAUCGAGAGUUACCUUCGCAAGGGCUAUGCGCACAAAUUGACGUCAGAGGAACUAUCGUAUACGGACCCCCAUAGGGUAUGGUAUCUCCCCUUAGGAGUCGUCGUUAGCCCUACAAAACCCGGAAAAAUUCGCCUCAUCUGGGACGCCGCGGCGAAGGUGAAUGGCGUCAGCCUCAACGACCUCCUACUUAAGGGGCCGGACCUACUCGUCCCAUUGGUAGCGGUUAUUUUACGAUUCAGGGAGCGAAACAUUGCGAUCAGUGGAGAUAUAUCCGAAAUGUUCCACCAGAUCAGCAUUAGGAAACAGGACAGGAACUUUCAACGAUUUUUGUGGAGGAGCCCGAAUGGAGAAAUCGAGACCUACGUUAUGGACGUCGCCACCUUCGGCGCAUCCUGUUCGCCGUGUACCGCUCAGUUUAUUAAAAAUCAAAACGCAGAAGGAUUUUUGCGAACGUUCCCCAGAGCUGCAAGUGCUAUCACUAAGAGUCAUUAUGUCGAUGACUUCCUCGACAGCACGGACACAGUGGAGGAAGCUAUCCAGCUUGUGAACCAAGUAAAGGUCAUACACCGAGAGGCAGGAUUCGACAUCAGGAAGUUCAAGUCAAACGCUCCGGAAGUGCUCGUCGCGGCAGAUGAAGCGAACAUGUCUGCUGAGAAGUCCAUCAACUGCGAAAAGCACACAGUCUCCGAUCGGGUACUUGGACUCGUAUGGAACCCCACCGAAGAUGUUUUCUCGUUCGACGUGUCAAGCUUAAUUGUGGAAAGGAUUCUCAGUGGAGGAGUAAUCCCAACGAAACGCCAAGUUCUUCAAGUGGUGAUGAAACUAUUCGACCCACUCGGAUUUGUUUCCCACUUCACGGUCCAUGGUAAAAUUUUGAUGCAGGAGAUAUGGAGGACUGGAACCAACUGGGACGAACCUAUCGAUCAGAAUUUGCUUGACAUGUGGUACCGCUGGACCGAACUUUUGCCGUUACUUGGAGAGGUUAAAAUACCACGGUGCUACUUUGGAACACUGUCAUCGAAAUCUCUACAAAACCUCCAAGUGCACAUAUUCGUGGAUGCAAGCGAGCGUCGAAGACAAAAGUCGCCCCCCCUAAAACCGCUUUCCAUUCCGCGGCUGGAGCUGCAGGCAGCUAUGAUCGGGGCUCGGCUGAUGCAAACCAUAUGCUCGUCCCUCACACUACCAAUCAGCAAACGCGUUCUGUGGUCAGAUUCUACGACCGUAUUAGCAUGGCUUCGGUCGGAUAGCCGGCGAUACCACCAAUUCAUCGGAUUUCGUGUAGGCGAAAUAUUAUCUCUUACUGCCAUGGACGAAUGGAGAUACGUACCAUCUAACGAAAACGUAGCGGACGAAGCGACGAAGUGGGCGGCGGGACCGAACUUCGACCCCGACUCCCGCUGGUACACAGGCCCACAGUUCCUGGCAAAUCCCGAAAGUGAAUGGCCAACGAAAGAAGAACGAUCCAGCACGACUACUGAAGAACUGAGACCCGUAUAUUUGCACCGUCACCUGUUGAUGGAGAAACUGAUCGACGAGACCCGCUUCUCUAAUUGGAACCGGCUGGUAUGGGCUGCAAAACGGUGA
Messenger RNA from Aedes albopictus (Asian tiger mosquito), 3615 nucleotides. RefSeq lists its product as uncharacterized. The transcript has 3 exons. NCBI's taxonomy places the organism in Eukaryota, Metazoa, Arthropoda, Insecta, Diptera, Culicidae. The coding region runs from base 1 to 3615 and encodes 1204 amino acids. The record is from RefSeq and is a predicted model, not a curated record.